This is a messenger RNA of Dermacentor silvarum, 16730 nucleotides long. Its product is annotated as basement membrane-specific heparan sulfate proteoglycan core protein. The record is from RefSeq and is a predicted model, not a curated record. Gene Ontology annotation, cellular component: plasma membrane. Lineage: Eukaryota; Metazoa; Arthropoda; Arachnida; Ixodida; Ixodidae. The coding region runs from base 84 to 15326 and encodes 5080 amino acids. Gene Ontology annotation, molecular function: calcium ion binding; protein binding. The transcript has 102 exons.
GAAAGCGCCCGUUCAAAUCUGUCGGCGGCAGUCGGCGUGUUGCGUGUGUCGACGCCGGUUCAGGCCGCAUUCGAUGUCCCACGAUGGCAUCGCAUCGCAGCCUUCAACUACUCCCAGUUCUGUUCCUCGUCGCCGCCGCCUGCCUGGCACUCGGGAAGCAGGUGGACCCCGACAUUACCUUUGACGAUGCGGGUGACCCUGUGGACCACGAGGCGGCCGCGAGGUUGCGGCGGCGUUCCGCCGCGCAGGACUCCAGCCUAUCGGGGUUCGCAAGUUCCAUUCUGCGGCGAGUGCGGAGGGCCUGGUUUUUUGGAAGCAGUGACAAAGAACCCAGCAGCGUACCUCCCACCGAGGCGCCGGAAGUGACCUCCACAACCUCGCCGGCUCAGUACACGACUCGGCGCUACUCUCGGAACUCGGACGACGACGGUUUUGAGGCCUCGGGCGACGGCAUCGGGGACGACGAAGAUCUUGACGACGUUUCGUCGACCACACACAGUGGCGCCGGUUACCCCACGUUCGACGGUGACAGGAAGUUCGUGGGCAGCCCGCACGUUCCCGACGGCUCCGGUAGGCCCACCAAGACGACGCACGAUCAACUGCCCCCCGCCGGAUCCUCGCCCAUGUUCCGGAGUUCCUUGCGCAUCCUGAACCAGCAGUUCGACGCGAGCCUGGUGCAUCGUGACAGCGAGGCCUUCAAGCAGCUCAGCGCGGAAUUCAAGGAGGCUCUUGCCCAAGCCCUGGGGCGUCAUCUGCUGCCCCCGCACAACGUGCCCUCCGUCGAGGUCCUUCGGAUCGCACCGGCCCCCGAGGCCGAGGCGCUCACCGUCACUUGCGACGUCAAGCUUCCUCGCGGCGAUCCUCGGGCUCUGCAGCGCGCCAUCCGCUCCGUCAUCGACAGCGGUCGCCUCGGCAGGUUUCGCGUCUCCGGUUCCGAGUCCACCUUCACUCAGCUUGGCGUGCCCACACCUCAUCCCGGUGGCAUUCAUUGUGGAGCCCACCAGUUUGCCUGCGAUGACAACAGGCGGUGCGUGGACAAGUCGCGUAGGUGUGAUGGCCAUCGCGAGUGCAAUGACGGCUAUGAUGAAGAAAACUGUGUGGAACCAGGUUCUGAAGGUCCUCCACAUCAAGGAUUUCAGUGCAAGCCUGAUCAAUUCAAUUGUGAUGGCCGUAGGUGUUUAGAAAAAUUCCAGAAAUGUGAUGGUCAUCGUGACUGUGUUGAUGAGACUGAUGAACAGGACUGCCCCCCUAGAGCAGUACCUCCUCACCACACUGAUGGAUUCCAGUGCGGUCCUGACCAGUUUGUUUGUGAUGGCCGUCGAUGUGUGCCUUCUGCGGGCAAGUGUGAUGGUCGUCCUGAUUGUGCUGAUGGCACUGAUGAACAGGACUGCCCAUCAAGAGAAGUUCCGACUCAUCAUGAAGGAGCUCAUUGUGGACCCAAUCAGUUUGUUUGUGAUGGCCGUCGUUGUGUUGAUGCAUCUGGAAAAUGUGAUGGUCGCCCUGAUUGUGCUGAUGGCACUGAUGAACAUGAUUGUCCAUCAAAAGAAGUUCCUACUCAUCAUGAAGGAUCUCAUUGUGGACCCAAUCAGUUUGCUUGUGACGGUCGUCGUUGUGUUGAUGAAUCUGCAAAAUGUGAUGGUCGUCCUGAUUGCGCUGAUGGCACUGAUGAACACGAUUGUCCAUCAAGAGAAGUUCCAACUCAUCAUGAAGAAGCUCAUUGUGGACCAAAUCAGUUUGUUUGUGACAGUCGUCGCUGUGUUGAUGCAUCUGGAAAAUGCGAUGGUCGUCCUGAUUGUGCUGAUGGCACUGAUGAACAUGAUUGUCCAUCGAAAGAAGUUCCAACUCAUCAUGAAGCUCAUUGUGGACCCAAUCAGUUUGUCUGUGAUGGCCGUCGUUGUGUUGAUGAGUCUGCAAAAUGUGAUGGUCGUCCUGAUUGCGUGGAUGGCACUGAUGAACAUGAUUGUCCAUCAAGAGAAGUUUCUCCUCCUCAUGGUGAAGGUGUUCAGUGUGAACACAAUCAGUUCAUUUGUGAUGGUCGACGGUGUGUUGAUGUAUCAAAGAGAUGCGACAACCGCCCUGAUUGUGCUGAUGGAGCUGACGAACAUUACUGCUCGUCGACUGAAGUGCAUCCACUUCAUGGAGAUGGAUUUCAAUGUGGACCGCAUCAGUUUGUUUGUGAUCACCGCCGGUGUGUUGAUCUGUCUAGAAAGUGUGACACGCGUCCAGACUGCCUUGAUGGAACCGAUGAACAUGAUUGCCCAUCGAUUGAAGCUUUCCCUCACCAUUCUGAAGAGAUUCUCUGUGGACUCGAUCAGUUCGUUUGCGAUGGUCGCCGAUGUGUUGACGCAUCAAGAAGAUGUGAUGGUCACCUUGACUGUGCCGAUGGAACUGAUGAACAUGGCUGCCCACAUAAAGUUCCAUCUCACCACUUUGAAGGAGAUCACUGUGGCUCUGGACAAUUUGUUUGUGAUGGUCGUCGAUGUGUCAAUUCUUCAAGAAAAUGUGAUGGCCACCUUGAUUGUGCUGAUGGCACUGAUGAACAGGGCUGCCCGUCCUUAGAAGUUCCUACACACGCCCCUGGAUCUCAGUGUCAUCCCGAUCAGUUUGUUUGUGAUGGUCGUAGAUGUGUGGACUCAUCUGGAAAAUGUGAUGGCAAGCCUGAUUGUGCUGAUGGAACUGAUGAACAUGACUGCCCACCAAAAGAAGUUCCUUCCCUUUGUGGUCCUGGUCACUUCGUUUGUGAUGGCAGGCGCUGUGUUCCUUUGUCUGGAAAAUGUAAUGGCCAUCGUGAUUGUGCUGAUGGCAGUGAUGAACAAGGCUGUGCAAAACAGGAAAGUGAUGGAGGCAUGGAAGGAUUCCAGUGUAGCCACCACCAGUUUGUCUGUGAUGGUCGCAGAUGUGUCGAUCGUUCUGGAAAGUGUGAUGGCCGUCCUGACUGUGCUGAUGGAUCUGAUGAAAGGAACUGCCCAGGUGCGCCAGGCAGAGACAAAGUCAUGAAUGCGCCUGGGAGCCUGUGCAAUUCGACAGAGUUUCGUUGUCGUGAUGGCACUUGCAUUCCUCUGUCAUAUGCUUGUGAUGGAGAGAUAGAUUGUAAAGACAGCUCCGAUGAGCCUUGUGAUAGUGCUCAUGAUUGUGAACCUGAUCAAUUCAAGUGUGAUGGAGGAAGAAAGUGCGUUGACUCCGCAAGAAAAUGUGAUGGUCACUAUGAUUGUGCUGAUCGCACUGAUGAGCAAGACUGCACGCCUCGUCCCGGAGGGCAACCACUGCCAGCUGUGGAUGACUGCACUGUGGACAAGUUUCGCUGCAGUAGUGGCAAGUGCAUUGCUCGGGCGUUGGUUUGCAAUGGCAGGCGAGAUUGCACAGACAACUCUGAUGAGAGGAACUGCCCAUGCCGGCAGGGGCAAUUUAGGUGUGCCAAUGGCAUUUGCAUCAAGGUGGAAAGGCGCUGCGAUGGCUACCAUGACUGCCAGGAUAGGAGCGAUGAACUUGAUUGUCCUGGUGUCUGCAGAACUGGUGAAUUCCGGUGCCACAAUGGCACGUGUGUCCCUGAACGUGCUCGUUGUGAUGGGCGCAGAGACUGUCCAGAUGGAUCUGAUGAAAGCCAGUGUGCUCCCAGUUGCAGGGCUGAUCAGAUACGAUGCCAUGGUGGCGGCUGUCUAAGCAUCUCCCGAAGAUGUGAUGGAGUUUCAGAUUGCCCCAAUGGAGAAGAUGAGCUGUCAUGUGGCAAUGGGCAUGCGUGCCGGCCUCAUGAGUACAAGUGCUUGUCUGGACGCUGCAUUGAUUCUCGCCAGAAGUGCAACAGAGUGAAGGACUGCCCAGGUGGUGAUGACGAAGAUAAUUGCAUCACUGACACUAAACCAUGUAGGGAAGGUGAAUUUCAAUGCCAAGAUGGGACUUGUUUGCCCGAUUAUGUACGUUGCAAUGGCCAUUCGGAGUGUAGGGAUUCAUCAGAUGAAGCAGAUUGUCAUAAGCACAAGUCCCCUCGGCAGCUGGGCUUUGAGUGUGACGGUGGCAAUUUCAUUCCUUCAUCACUUGUCUGUGAUGGAGAGAUUGAUUGUGCUGAUGAAUCUGAUGAGCACUGUGAUGAAGGUAUGAAGCUAUGCAAUGUGUCAGACUUUGUCUGUCAUGGUGGUGGAUGUAUUCCUCGAUCUGAUGUCUGUGAUGGGGACUUUGAUUGCGAUGAUGGAUCUGAUGAGUUCUGUGAGUGCAAAGAUAAUGAAUUUCAAUGCGGCAAUGGGAAGUGCAUUGAUAUACGGAGGAAAUGCGACAGACGUGUCGACUGUCACGAUUUCUCAGAUGAAGCCAACUGCGAGUGCCAAGACAGUGAAUUUCGCUGUGGUGAUGGCAAAUGCAUUGAAGGCCGAAGACGAUGCGAUGGCACUGCUGACUGCAGAGACUACUCAGAUGAAACCAGUUGUGCCUGCAAGGACAACGAGUUUCGCUGUGGAGAUGGAAGCUGCAUUGAUGUCCGCAGGAAAUGUGAUGGAACUGCUGACUGCCGAGACUACUCCGAUGAAAGGAACUGCAGCUGCAAAGUCAAUGAAUUCAGGUGUGGUGAUGGAGCCUGCAUCGACAAGUCCAGACAGUGUGACCGCACACCUGAUUGUAGAGACCACUCGGAUGAGCACAACUGUCCCAUUCCAGGUUGCUCUGCCUCGCAGUUUAGGUGUGGUGAUGGGCGAUGCAUUGACAUUAACAGAAAGUGCGAUGACAGAGUAGACUGCCCAGACUUCUCUGACGAAGCUAACUGUGUGUCUGAUGCUUGCCGGUCUGAUGAGUUCAAGUGCAAAUCUGGCGAAUGCAUAAGGCUCUCUGGGAAAUGCAACCGUCAAAGGGAUUGUGCUGAUGGAAGUGAUGAAGAAAAUUGCUGCACAGCUGAUGAAUUCCAGUGCAGGACUGGAGAGUGCAUUGCAAAAAGCCACAAGUGUGAUGGCCAGUACCAGUGCAGGGAUGGGUCAGAUGAGCUGGAGUGUAAAUCUCACCUCUGCAGGCCUUCACAAUUCCGAUGUCAAUCGGGGCUCUGCAUAAACAGAGAUGAAUUUUGUGAUGGAGUGCCUCACUGUCCCGAUCGGUCUGAUGAGCUUAACUGCUGGACGUGCCAGCCUGGACAGUAUGUAUGUGCUAACGCUCAAUGCAUUGAACGAUCCCAACGCUGUGAUGGUCGUUUCGACUGCUCCGACUUUUCUGAUGAAGCGGACUGUGCUCCUGAUGCUGGCGUGAACAUCAAGGUCUACCCAGAACGGCAGACAAUAAAACAAGGCCAAGAGGUUGUGUUCCGCUGCCGAGAUGAGGGCACCAGGCGGUCCCAGGUGAAGUGGACCCGGCCAGAUGACAGCCCCCUGCCUCCACAGUCAACUGAUGCCCGUGGCAGGCUGACUAUGCCCAACGUGCAGCCUGACCAUGGGGGCGUCUACCUCUGCAAGGCUGUGGGUGUUCCAGACUCCACGUCGGGGGCUCAGAAGGCUGCUUUCCUCACCGUGCAGCCAUACACUCCACCAACACCAAAACCGGAACGACCGCUAGGAGCUUGCAAACACGAUGAAGCUACCUGUCAAAAUGGAAAGUGCGUCCCGCGGAAGUACGUCUGUGAUGGGGACUAUGACUGUGAUGAUGGCUCUGAUGAGAACAACUGUGCUCAGCCCUCCCUCUGUGAACCCAAUGAAAUGCAAUGUGACAACAAGAAAUGCAUCCUCAAGGUUUAUCUCUGUGAUGGCGAUGAUGAUUGUGGGGAUGGCACAGAUGAGAGAAGCUGCCGUGACAACAUUCCAGGAUCUCCAUGCCGAAUGGGGGAGUAUCAAUGUCUGUCUGGAGACCAGUGCAUCCCAAAGAGUUUCCACUGUGAUGGAGAGUUUGACUGCCAGGACAAAUCUGAUGAAAUUGGAUGCUCACCACCAACCAUCACACAAUCACCCCCAGAAGUCGUUAAUGCCAUGGAAGGGGAGACAGUUAACAUCACUUGCCGGGCAAUAGGCAACCCAGUGCCACUCAUUAACUGGCGCUUGAACUGGGGUCACAUUCCCCCAAGGCCACGGGUAACAACCACAAGUGACGGUGGCUUUGGCACGGUCACCAUCCGUGAUGUACGCCAGUCAGACCAGGGAGCAUGGUCAUGUGAAGCCAUCAAUAGCAAGCAGAGUGUCCUGGCCACUCCGGAUGCAAUUCUUGUAGUCAAAAACAAGGGUGUCUGCCAUCCACCACUGUUCAAUGACAAGGCCCAGUCCAGCUCGGAAUGCCUGCGCUGCUUCUGCUUUGGUGUUUCUCAGACUUGCCAUAGCAGCAGCUUGAACAAGAUAACUAUUCCUCUAGCCAAUGAAGUGUCUGUUGCCACUAUGAGCAUUCUUCCUGAUGGAAGCUACAUGGAUGUCACAGAAAAGUUUAGGCCUAACCAGAAUGCAGUGCAUUCUAACCCUGCAAAUCGAGAGUUCAAGAUAGACAGCCAAGUAAAAACGUCAGAGGCACCUGUUCACUACUACUGGAGCCUGCCUGCAGAAUUUCUUGGAAAUCAGAUCAACAGCUAUGGAGGUCAGCUGAAGUACACCUUUAGGUACCAAGCAUCGUCAAGACCUGUUCAAGCUGCAGACAUUAUCAUCAGAGGAAAUGGGAUCACAUUGUAUCACACCCUGAGGCAGUCGUAUGGUCCUCUGAGAGACAAUGCCAUUGAAGUACAAUUUGUGGAGGGCGAAUGGCACAAGGAUGCCCGACACAGUGCCAUUGGUAGCCCUGACACAGCCACCAGGGAAGACAUCAUGCUUGUGCUGCAAAAUGUGGAAGGCAUUUUUAUUCGAGCCAGCUUUGACAGUGAAUUAGCAGAGUCAAGUGUUCAUGGCCUUGAGAUGGAUUCAGCUUCUUAUUCGAGUCCCAAGAAUCCUCCUGCAUCUUUUGUGGAGCAGUGCUCUUGUCCAACAGGUUACACUGGGAAUUCUUGUGAGAACUGUGCCCCUGGCUACAUCAGACGGCGAUCUGGGCCCUACCUUGGAGAGUGCGUUCAAGGCGUGCUUCCUUGCAACUGCAAUGGCCAUUCAAAUUCCUGUGACCAACAGACUGGCCGCUGUCUGAAUUGUCAGCACAAUACGGAUGGUCCAAGCUGUGAAACCUGCAAGCGAGGUUUUUAUGGUGAUGCAAGGCGAGGUACACCAAGUGAUUGCCAGCCUUGUCCAUGCCCUAUGGUUGAUGUACCUGGACACCUUAUGACUUCCUGGAUUGCUGGUUUCCCCUCAGAAUGGUUUUCACCAACCUGUGUGUUGGAGGCUGAUGGCCAAGUGACCUGCAACUCAUGUCCAAUUGGUUUCGAAGGCAGGCGUUGCGAACGCUGUGCUCCAGGCUAUGAGCGAUACCCACCUGGCUCUGUUGAUGGAUCUUGCCACUUAAAAGAAUGUGAACCUGGCCAGUUCCAGUGUGGUGAUGGGUCAUGCAUAGAUUACAGGAGAAGGUGUGAUGGUCAUUAUGACUGUAAUGAUUACACUGAUGAACAGAACUGUGCAUGUGGUUAUAACCAAUUCAGAUGUCCUGAUGGAACUUGCCUCAGUGUUCGCAAAAGGUGCGACGGCAAGGCAGACUGCAUAGACAUGUCUGAUGAGAGCAAUUGUGGUGCACCACAGUGCGAUACAGCUGGCAGCUUGAGUCCACAGCGAAGCCCAUCAACUGGCCUGUGUCAGUGCAAGCCCCUCGUUACAGGAGCCUCAUGUGACCAAUGCAAGGCAAACUCCUUCCACCUUCACCCAAGUUCUCCUCUUGGCUGUGUGGAAUGCUUCUGCAUGGGCAUCACGAAGUCCUGUUCUAGUAGCUUCUACCACAGAGAGCAGGAGGUGUUGAGGUUCUCGACCAGCACUGAGGGCGUCCAUCUGACAACUUUAGACAGAGCUACCACAAUUGACCGUGGACUGAAACUGGAUCCCAGGAGCAAGGAGCUGGUUUAUCAGGACUUCACAUCACAUCCUCGUCAGUCGUACUACUGGCAACUUCCCCAGAGAUUCUUGGGUGACAAGGUUACAUCAUAUGGAGGAUUUUUAAACUAUACAAUAAGGAGUCAUGGUACUGACAGACAAAGCAGAAGUCCCGAUGUCCAGAUCACAGGAAACAAGAUCAUACUCAUCUACAGGCACCCUGAAAGGCUGAAACUCAGGUUUCCACAAACAGUGUCCAUUCCAAUGUAUGAGACUUCAUGGAUCAGAGCUGAUGGCUUACCUGCAACCCGAGAGCACUUCCUAAUGGUGCUUGCUGACUUGAGCUCCAUACUUGUAAAAGCAACACUCAGUGAAGAAACAGACACUGCCAGCCUUGUGGAGGCAUCUCUUGACAUAGCUGUGGAGUAUCCCACUGGCCAGGCUUUGGCUCAUGCUGUGGAGCACUGUCGCUGCCCCAUUGGCUAUAAGGGACUUUCGUGUGAGGAUUGUGAUGCCGGCUACACACGCUCGGGUGCUGGCCUCUACUUGGGACUAUGUGUGCCCUGCUUCUGCAAUGGCCAUUCCAGUGACUGCGACCCAGAGACUGGAGCCUGCAGUAACUGCCAACACAACACACAGGGUGAAUAUUGUGAAGAAUGCCUACCUGGUUUUAUUGGUGAUGCUACUGGAGGCACUCCAAGUGAUUGUGAGGCUGUCCUGGUGCCUUCUUGUAGAUGUGACAACAGAGGUAGUACAAGGCAAGAGUGUGACGCCAGGGACAACUGCCCUUGCAAGAGCAAUGUGCAAGGAAAGAACUGCAAUCGCUGCAAGGAAGGAUAUUUUAACUUGGAAGCAUCUAACCAGGAAGGCUGCUCGCGUUGCUUCUGUUUUGGGGUCACUGAACAGUGCAGCAGCAGCUCUUAUUACAGGAGCGAGAUCAAGAUGCUCUUGCAAGACUUGAGAGACCCAUAUGCCCACAAUUUCCAGCUGUCUAACCGGUACCAUUCUAACAUUGUCACGGAGACUAUCGUUGUGAACCCAUCAAACAAUGAAGUCAGCUACUCAGCGUUCCCACGUGAUCCCACUGAAAAAGAGACCCUGUUUUGGUCGCUUCCAGCACAGUUCUUAGGCAACAAGCUUGCAUCUUAUGGAGGAGUGCUUCGCUACACCCAACGAUUCACAGCAGACAGUGAUGGAGAAACCUACAGCGAUGCUGAUGUUCAGAUCACUGGAAACGGAGUCACCAUAUUCUACGUAAACAUUCCUCCUCUCCCACCCUCUGAGACAAGAACCUUUGAAAUAACUUUAAGAGAGGAUAAGUGGCAGCGAGUGGAUUCUCGUGGCCCCACAGUAGCCACCCGAGAGGACAUAAUGAAGGUGCUGGCCAAUGUGGAAGUCCUGCUGAUCCGGGCAUCCUUCAACUCACGCAUGCACAGCUCCAGCCUGAGUGAUGUCUCACUCUCAACAGCCGUUCCUCUGCGAUCCGCAGGCCAUGCCGUGGCCAUUGAGGUGGAACAGUGCAUCUGUCCUCCUGGAUACAAUGGUCUCUCCUGUGAGGAAUGUGCACCAGGCUACAUCAGGGACGUCAGUGGCCCUGGCCUUGGAAGAUGCACACGGUGCCGCUGCAAUGGCCAUUCAGAGUCUUGUGAUGCAGCAACUGGAAACUGCGUUAGGUGUAGGCACAACACUGUCGGAGAUUACUGCCAGAGGUGUGCUGACGGUUUCUAUGGUGAUGCAACUAGGGGCACACCUGAGGACUGUAAGCCAUGCCCAUGCCCGCACACAAUGCCAUCUAACCAGUUUUCUCCAACUUGCUUUUUGGACACUGACAACAAGCCAACUUGCAAUGCCUGCCCACCUGGCUACACGGGACGGAACUGUGAACAAUGCUCACCUGGCUACAGUGGCAACCCUCUUCAGCUGGGAGGUCGCUGUGAACCUUCGGGAGGCACUACUGCACCAUCACCGCCGACAGUCUCGAUAACUCCCAAGAACCUGGAAGCAUUGCUGGGUGCAAGUACCAGCCUGACAUGCUCUGUAUCUGGGCCACGUCUGCCGAUGCGGUUCGAUUGGAUCCAUGGCACAACUCCCAUCAAUGCGUCGUCUGGCUUGGUCAUCGAAUCAGUGUCCAGCAAGAUAAGCAGGCUGUUGGUGCCAGCACUGAAGACAGAGCACAGUGGGAUAUACACAUGCAGAGCUGUGUGGCCCACACGCUCGUUUCAAGAGGUGGCAUUCGUCCAUGUAUGGGGUGGCGGUGGGCAGUCUAUGAGAGUUCAGGUAGAACAACCUCGAAUUCAAAGAGUUCCGGUAGGGUCGACUGUGACAAUACGCUGCACUGGAUAUUCACAGUCAAAGGCACCUUUCUCUUUGGUGUGGACCAAAGAAUCUGGUAGCUUGCCUCUAAGAGCCACAGAAGCAAGUGGAAUAUUGACGGUGCCAGAUGUUCGUGUUGAAGACAAUGGAACGUAUGUGUGCACCGGUUCGGAUGUAUCAAGUGUUGCCCAAGACAAAGCCGUUCUUCUUGUUGAUGGGCUUGACCAGAAAUCAGCUCCACGAGCACGAAUUGAGCCACAUUUCCAAGAGGUUAAUGUUGGGCAGCCAGUUGAGUUCCGUUGCCUAGCUGACGGCUUCCCUGAGCCAACUGUUAAAUGGUCAGGAGGCCGCAAUGGUAUGGUCAACCCAGAGUCUACAUUCAUCGAUGGAGUUUUCCGGAUACCUGCUGCUCGGAAAUCUGAUGAAGCAGAGUACUUUUGUACUGCAAGCAAUGCCAUGGGAACAGAUAACAUUAGGACAGUGCUGUUUGUGAAAGGAGAAACAAUGGCUGCCAUUGUUUCCGAAGAUGACUCAGGUGCUGGAGAGGGCCCCCACCUUACCAUCCACCCAACAAGUUUUGAGGCCAGAAAAGGAGAGACUGUACGCUUUGACUGCCGAGCUUCUGGACGGCCAACACCAAACAUCACAUGGUCAUUUUCUGGUGGCCCGAUGCCAGACAAUGCCAACCAGGUGGGAGGUGUGCUGACCUUGCUAAAUGUUGACGAACAGAACCAAGGAAGCUACAUGUGCGUCGCAAGCAAUCGUUAUGGAACAGCACAAGGCCAGGCACCUUUGCAGCUAACGACAAGAAGGAACAUCCCUUCAGUGCACAUUGAACCGGAGAGACAGACGGUUCGCCAGGGAGAGGAUGCAAAGUUGCGUUGCAUUGCGACAGGAACACCCACACCAGUAAUCAAGUUUGCAAAAGUUGGAAGCAACUUCACUCAUAGGCACAUUGUGCAAGAUGACACACUGACAAUUGAGCAAACAGUUGUCCAGGAUCGUGGCCACUACAUCUGCUUGGCAGAAAACAGAGAAGGCAUAGCUCGGGCCACUGCUGUGCUGGAAGUGGACCGGAGGGAGGUUCCACUUGUGGAGAUCUACCCCAAGAAUAUACCACCACUUCAUCAUGGAGACACUGCAUUUCUGCAGUGCAGACCUACAGCUGGGAUACCGACGCCAACAGUGGAAUGGACACGUGCUGAUGGCAGUCCUUUCACCCCCAGCACUGAACUGACUGGCCCUGGGAUCAUUCGAUUUACUAGAUUCUCCAAGGAUGAAGAAGGAACAUAUGUUUGUUCUGCUGAGAAUGCAAUGGGCAAGGUGACUGCGCAAACAACUCUAAAGAUGCAGGGGACACCCUUUGUGCGCAUCCUUCAACAGAACCCUUACGCUGUGAGGGUUGGUGACCAGAUCCGGUUGGACUGCAUCGCUGAGGGUGAUCCAAAGCCUGCAGUAAGCUGGGAGCGCAUUGGCCAGCCCAUCACCACUUACUCCAACAUCGAUGAGCUCCAGGGUGGCACCACCACUCUGUUCAUUCGCCGCGUCGCACCUUCAGACAGUGGCAUCUAUGUCUGCAAGGCUACAAACCAUGGAGGGGCAUCUGAAGAGAGGAUUGAAGUUUCUGUUGAAGGAAACCAGCAUUCACAUUCCAUUCCAAAGCUGGUUGCAGAUGAUAGAGUUGUCACAUCUUCACUUGGAAAGAGAGCAGAACUUCGCUGCCACAUUGAAGGAACGUCUCGUCCCAUCCAAAUCGUUUGGUCCAAAGUCCUGCCAGAUGGCAAUUUGGCAGAACUUCCUUCAGACAAUGGUAUUUUGCACUUUGAUAGAGUGCAGGCAAGUGAUGCAGGUGUCUAUGCUUGCCAGGGCAGAGAAGAUGGUUCCGCCAUUCUGGACACUCGUGUUACGCUCGCUCUUGUUGCUCCGCCUCGGAUCCAGCUGAACCCAACACAGCAGACAGUACGUCCAGGCCACCAUGUGCGCAUCCAAUGCUCAGCCAUUGGGGAGCCGCCCAUCACAUACCAUUGGUCAAGGCAGGGUGGGCAGCUGCCUCCAAGCACUGUGCAGAGAGAUGGCGUGCUUGAGUUCCGUGGAAUCUCUGUCACAGAUGCUGGUCGCUAUAUCUGUACAGCAGCCAAUGCGGCAGGAGAAGCUGAAGGGGUCGCUGAUGUUAGGGUCACAGAGGGUGUUGAAAUCGGAUCACUGCGAAAAGAAGAGACGGCAUUUGUGGGCUCGAACAUUGAACUACGCUGUCCACUGACGGGCUCCCCUGAGAGGAUUGAGUGGACAAAGGACACCCAUGCCUUGCCACCAAAUGCUAGAGAAGUGAAUGGAGAACUCUGGAUUAAAGAUGUGCAGCAAAGCAAUGAAGGAAGAUACAUCUGCAAUGCUAUGACAGGGGACAGGUUGAUCUCCAGAGACUUCGUCAUCCUUCAUGUCAGAGAUGUUCCCAGCAUCUCAGUGAGGAUUCGGGCCAACAAGGAGGUUGUCCACAUGGGUGAUAGCCUGGACCUUCACUGUGUUGUGACAGGAGAUGGCGCCGCUUCUGUUAAGUGGACCAAGCUCGCAGCUGAUGAUCGCUUUGCUGAAAACGUGCGAGUGCGUGGUGCUUUCCUCUCGGUGAAUGGUGUUCGCCCUGAAAAUGGUGGUGUCUACCGCUGCUCUAUUGACAGCCCUGCGGGCACACUCAAUGAUGACUACGUCCUUGCCAUUGAAGAAACUCCAACGGUGCCACCCAAUGAAGUGGAGACCCGUACUAUUCCUUAUGGAUCCACUGUUGUAUUGGACUGCCGGCACAACUUGGAGCCUCCGGUUGCCUACACCUGGACACGGGACAAUGGCGAUAUUCCCCACAAGGCUUUGCCUCGUGAUAGCAGCUUGGUUGUACCAGAUGUUCGUGCCAGCGAUGCAGGCACCUACAUCUGCACAGCUAAGAGUGAACGCACCACGCUGGAAGUUCCAACAAUUCUUGUUGUCACUGGUUUGCUUCCACGGUUCACCCAGGCUCCCCUUUCUUACAUGAAGUUGCCAACCAUUGUGAAUGCCUACAUGGGCUUUGAAGUACAGAUAACAUUCAAACCUGAAAAGGAUCACGGGCUACUUCUGUAUAAUGGCCAACAAGAGGAUGGCAGUGGAGACUUCAUAUCUGUAGGUCUGACCAAUGGCUAUGUGGAGUUCCGCUUUGAGCUAGGCUCAGGAGUUGGAUAUCUUAGAAGCCACCAGCCAGUGCAGAUGGACACCUGGCACACUGUUCAGAUCAGCAGGGAGAAGAAAGACGCCAAACUUAAUGUUGACGAUCAGUCAGAAGUUACCGGAACAUCUCAGGGACGAAUGAUGGGGCUGGACUUGACUCAGCCUCUGUUUGUGGGGAGCGUGCCGAGCUUCGACAAAAUCUCGCGUGAUAAUGGCUACAACAUUGGCUUUGUGGGUUGCGUGAGUGAAAUCAAGUUUGGCAGCCAUACCUUGGACUUGGUGAAGGACUCUGAGCAAGUGGGCACUACCCCAUGUGAGACGUGCUCCCUGAACCCGUGUCUGCAUGACGGCGUCUGCCAAGAGGCACCCACAGAGGCUGGCUAUCGCUGCAUCUGCUCACCAGGAUUUUCGGGCCGGGACUGUGAGAAGGUCGGUGAGGCCUGUUACCCUGGAAUCUGUGGCGAAGGUCGAUGCGUCAACCGACCCACUGGAGGGUUGGACUGCUACUGCCCCUUUGGACGAACGGGCCUUCGAUGUGAGAAAGAGGUGUCCAUAGUGGAGCCUGCAUUUGCCGAUGAUGCCUUUGUGGCAUACCCAACACCCAAGAGCUCACAAAGCAGUCUGAGGGUGAACAUGAAGAUCAAGCCAAACAACCUGGAUGACUGCCUGCUUGUCUACUGUGCCCAGUACCCUGACCAGAAAGGAGACUUUACCUCCAUUGGAAUCCGCAAUGGAAGUGUGGAAUUUCGUUUUGACACGGGUUCAGGGCCAGCGAUAAUCAGGCAUCCUGAAAGGCUUCGAGCGAAUGAGUGGAUCACCCUGUCUGCAUCGAGGCAGGCUCAGAAUGGGGAACUGGUGGUGAACGAUGGCCACAGAGAAGUGGGGCGUUCACCUGGCCUCACUCAGGGAGUGAAUCUCAACACCCCCAUGUACGUUGGUGGUGUGGACAAGACCAAAGUCAAGGUUCACCCGGAUGCUGGCGUAUCACAUGGCUUUGAGGGCUGUGUUGCACAUAUUGAAGUGAAUGACGUCAGUGUAGACUUGGUUGGUGCAGUGGUAGACGCAGCUAACGUGGAUGACUGUGGUGGCAGGGCCCCUUGCGAGAAGAAUCCUUGCCAGAACCAUGGCAUUUGCAGGGAACGAGGCCCCAAAGCAGAUGACUUUGAAUGCUUUUGCAAAGCAGGCUACAGCGGUAGAACUUGUGAGAACCAGGAUGACUUCUGUCUGAAAAUCAACCCCUGCCACAACAAUGCAGAGUGUGUUGGACUGGCCAACUCAUACAGGUGCAAUUGUCCGAAAGGCUAUAAGGGCCCCAACUGUGAAACAGAAACCACCUUCGAUGAGUGUGCAAGCUUCCAUGGAGAUGGCUGGGUUGCGCUGAGCAGGGACAGACUGACGCACACUGCAAGCAAUGUGUCCGAAGUUAUCAGGCUCAGCUUCUUGGCAAAGGAUCGUGAUGGACUCCUGCUGUUCCAAGGCCAGCCACGUGGUGUUGAUGCAAAGGGCCAAGACUACCUAUCGUUGGCACUUGUCAAUGGCUACCUUGAAUUCAGCUAUGAAAUGGGAAGUGGCCCUGCUGAGAUUGUGUCAGAAGAAAGAGUUGAUGAUGGACAAUUGCAUGCAGUGGAGCUCAGAAGAACUGGAAAACAGGGCACAUUGAAGAUCGAUAAUAAAGAAGUGCACGGUGAAUCUCUAGGUCUCCUUGUGAUGCUGAACACAAAGAGUGACAUCUUUAUUGGAGGUGCCCCUGAACCAAGAGAAAUGACUGCAGAACGAUAUCACAAGGGCUUCACCGGCUCCGUACUAAAUGUACAGAUCCAGGACUCUGGUGUCCUUAACCUGUACGAUGACUCAACCAGCUCAGCGAAUGCUGAUCAAUGUGAAGAGCAUGUGGGAAGUGGAGACUAUUUCAUGCACUUUGGGACAAGCAACAAGUGACCUUCUGCACAGCAGCUAUUUUCCCAGGCUUUCCAUUAGCUGGAUUUUUUUUUUUUUCCAGUCAUGACACUAGAGCAAGACUGCUUUAUUCAGUCAAGGGGAAAAAGCCUUUUCUUCCUGACUUAGAAACUAGGUAUCAUUUUGUGUUUUCUUUUUGUUUGCUUAAUAGUUGCACAUGUGUUUUUCUUCAUGCAAAGGAGCCAUUUUUGAAAAGGCAGUCUAUUUUCUUAUCAUGUCAUUCACUCUAGUCUCCUGUAUUUAGUUGUGCCACUUUAUUUUGAAGCAAGCAGCAGUGUACAUGUGAUCAACCUUUUGUCCUUGAGUGGAUGAUAGCGUGCUGCAAGAUCCUGCCACAAAGAAGGUUGCUUCUUAUUCUCCAUACUGAGAAAAGCCUUGGAAUUUCUGCUUCAUCUAUGCAUUUCAGUGUUAUCCCACAAACACACAUGGAGUGCAUUUAGUUCACUCAUCAUAGAAUCACUGCACCUUCAUUUUGUGUCACAGAGCCUUCAUUUUCUUUCCCUGUUGAACUGCGAGAUAGGCACACACAGCCAUUCUCGUUUGGUGGCCCUGUCUUUUCAUAAACUGGCGGCAUGUGUGCAUAAGGGCAUUUGCAGCCAUGUCUCAAACUGCUUUAAGCAGCAUGGUGUGACCACAAUUUGCUUCUGUGCAUAGCAGUUGUGCCAAAUUUUUGUUUGUGUGAAGACACUAUGAAACCGGCAAGUCCUUUUUGCAGCCUCAUCUCUUUAACAUUUAUUUGCUUCAUUUGUCUACUUACAAAAAGAAAGAAAAACAAUCGUAGCUUUGUGUACUACUUUGACCUCAGAUGUUUGAGUGCACAUUUGUCCCAGUUCCGGGCAAGUGCCAAGAUGAGUACUUAGAAGAGGAGAAUGUAUAAAAUGGCUUAUUUAUGAUGGCAUACUUUUCUACUUUUUUUAUGCGAGUCUGCAAUGUGUAGUGUGCAUGGCUAGAAUGCAAUCAAUCAAAGGCAGCAGUUGUCCUGUUUUGGUUCAUGAUACAUGACUUAAGUCUAAGCUAAUUUCACCACAAAAUUGUAUCAUUCAGCUGCAGUCAAGGUUUUUCGUUGUCUAUGAAGGUCAGUCUUUUGAAUGGUUAUUGUCACUUGUUUGUUUUUGUUUUUUCGGCAUGGGAUUAAGUAUUCUGAUAUGACAAGUGAUUCAGGUAAAAUCUUACUAUGAGUGUGUACAUAUUUAGAGCGUUGACUGCAGCUUUGGUGGUGUCACUGCCAUUUACAACUUUCAAAUUUUAUAGUUUUUUUUUCCCCCGUUCAAUCUGCUAUGCUGCUUAUUUGUAGAUGUUUACUGCAGGUGCACUUACUUGGUUGCACCUAAUUUCACUGCUGCUACUGCCUCCAAAAUUGCAAUAAAGCUGAUGUUUGUUAAUGUU